UAUGAUAGGAAAUGUUGUGAAACUUCGUAAAUGAAUAACAAAUGAGCAUUUCUUUAUUAAAAACAAAAAUAUUUUGAGACAAUUUUUAACGCGUUUUUGCAUGAUUUCACGUUUUUAGUUACCCUGCCGAAAACAGGUACACUGCCGAAAACUGGUACAUUUUUUUUCGAAAAUGUAUACAUUGACAUUGUAAAAGUAUAAACCAAAUUUUGUUAUGUUAAAAAAAAACCUGAGGAUUUGCUUAGCAUAAACAUUAACUCUAAUAUGAUAUUUAUCGAUUUCGAAAAAUCCUAUUUUUUUAUUCCGGUCAUUGUUUUACAUCAAACAUUACAAAACAUAUCACAUGAACAGACAAAGUCAUGUUCAUCGAGCGACUAUAUUUUUUAGGCACAUGCGCAGUGUACUGGUGAAUAUUCACCUCAUAACUUUUAUUCUUCCAUCUGACAGUGAAAAUGUAUAAUCAGAACGUUUAAUAACUUGCUGCUAUUACGGCUAUAAACCACAUACAAAGUAACCCAUAUCUAUCCAAGCAUUUUGAAUAAAUUAUGAUUUGUUACCAAUUAAUGUUGUUCUAAGUGAUGUAGAAGGAAUUGACUGAAACAAAAGCAUCUUUAUUGUGUUAUAUGUGCUUGUUCAUGGCCGCAGAAAUGGAAAUAUUCUGUUCUGUGUAGGUUUUGUGUUAAUGAUUUGAAACAUCGACGAAUUACGUGACGAAUGUGACGCUGGUUGUUCUCCAAAACCAUGCAUGUAAACAAUUAUUGGGAAGUUGUAAUUUUAUGACUUACCAAAACAAAAAAAAAAACAUCUGGAACGAAUGUAUAACGUUUUAUACAAAACUGAUUAGUGUCAAAUCAUUGAUGCAUAUGUAUUGUGGAAAUAAGUGCAUUCGUGAAUAUUGAUUUCAAAAGAAGACAGAAACAGUAAUGGAAACUCUCUACACGGGACAUAUCCAUGGAUUUCCACCAUCAGCGAACAUAUCAUACGGAUCUCUAAGCACUGCAUGGGGCUCACAAGGAGGUUUAAUUGCUUUAGGAGUAGUCCUUGGUAGCUCUGUUAGUUUAGUUGGACUAGCAUUUGCUUUUAUUACAUACAGUUUAUUUUCAGACUUAAAAUCUUUGGCAGGAACAACUCUAUUAAGUCUUCUAGCUUCAUUGUUUAUGAGUCAGUUACUCUUUGUUAUUGGAGUUGGAGGUGUACAGGACCCGGAACUAUGUUUGUCACUGUCGCUGGCAUUGCUCUUCAUGAAAUUGGCAUCACUGUGCUGGAUUUGUUGUUGUUGUCAUCACGCUUUUGUUUUAUUUCGCUCAAACACCAAUCUCUGCCCAAGUCGAGAAUCAACAAUGGGUAAAACAUUGAUUAACUAUAGUCUCGUGUCAUGGGGGUAUCCUUUGAUAAUGCUUGGAGUUGCAGCUGCCUUUAAAUAUAAAGAAAGAGACAUUAGAAUCAGCGGUUAUACACACUUACAACUUUUUACCCAAAUAGUACAAGAAUUGAAUGGAGAAAAUCACUGCUGGUUAAUGGAAGGAUCGGCAUAUGUUUGGGGGUUCUUAAUGCCUGCUAUCGUUUUACUUUUCUCAGGGUUCUAUCUUGCUUGUCAAGGAGAGGGAGCCAUCAAAAUUGCUGCUGCUCUACAAAUUGAUUCCCGCACAAAAAAUAAGUUAAUUAAAAAGCGAGGUUUACAAAUAGGAUUGUUUUUUAAGAUUUUGGUUGUUCUAUCAACCGUUGUAGCACUUGGUGCUAUUGCAUCUAUUGGAAAUGUUAUGGAGCUUUGGUCUGUUUACAGCAUUGCACAGGGAAUACAGGGUCUCGUGAUAGCAUUGCUCGUAUCUUGUAACUGUAAAGUUUUGAAACUCUACUCAGCUCCUAAAACUAAUAAGUCGCGCCGUGGGACGUAUCGCAGUCUGAAAGAUGGUGACGGAGGUAGAUAUGGACAUCUUUCUAUAUCAAAUCCCAAUUACGAGGAAAUAUCCCACAUCAGUAACGUAUCUAGCGACGGUGUUUCUAGUCUUACCAAAAUGUCUUAUAAAGAAGGAUGUUUUGUAGAUCGCAUGGAUAACUCUACUACAACAGCAUUGGAUUGCGCUUUUAAUGGUGAAUUAUCUACUACACUCUCUAUUGAUGAAGUAUCCAAAAAACCCUUGCCUGUCUCAGUGUAAAGUGAUGUACAAUGCAUAUCAUGUUGAGUGUCAGGCCGCUGCUAGACAAACCAAAAAUAAACUACGGUAACGUAAAAUUUAGACAACCGAAAAAUAAUGCUUAUAAACAAAAUUAUUUAUAAACAUAAAAAACAAUCGAGGUUUGUUUCCUUCAAUUUUAAUAAAAAUAAUUCGAAAACUUAAGUAAUAAUUUUAAUAAAUUGUUGUACUGCAAAAGCAAACUAACAGCAAUUUCUUUUGGAUUUCGCUGCGCCGACGGGUGGGCCGAAAUCAGUCGACCGAAAAAAGAAGCAGUUUUUUCGUUAUGGUGAUUUUUUAGUGUGUCUGGCAGCGGCAUUAUGCUAUAUCAAUGUCAGGGAGUACAGAUGAAAUCUGUUCGCUAGGUAGGACAAUAAGUUCAUAUCAGUGAUGGUUUGUAUGGCAACUGAACAUGGAGUAUGGACACUGAAAAACUAUUCGGUAUAAAGUAGUUUACAUAACUUAUUCAUAUCACAGUCACGAAUGAAAUAUAAAAUUAUUUGCCGUCCAAAUUCAACAAUAUUUUGUACUGAUUUUUACUAUAAUGAUCAUUAUAAGAUUGAUGGUCGAAGUGGUUUUCAUGUUUGCAAUAAGUUUCCAAAAUAUAUACAUAUUCAUCCCAAGUACGCCCGAAUAACUGCAAAAUGGUUCAAAUAUGUAAAUUGUAUUUUUAAUGACGAAUAAAAUUGUAACGACUCCAAAUUAAUGGUUUGUAAACGCAUGUAGUAAAUUAAUAACUCAAAAAUAGAAAUUAAUCACUCACUUUGUUCCUCACCAAUACCACCGACACCAAUACACAAUUCCUCACCAUUACACAAUUCGACAGUUUAUUCCAUAACAAAAUCUAGUAUGCCUUAGAGUGUAAACGGUCUCGCAGAAAUGGUCAGAAAGUGUCAAAGAUAGACGCCGUCUCGUGGUUUGUGCUCCACGUUAGACUAGAUAUUUGAAGAAGCAAUAUUAAGUGUAGUGAUUUUAAUUUGACUGUAAAUUAUUUAAAAUUCUGUGAACGUUAUGAAUGAUUAUACGUACGUCACACGAAGCGUAAACUUUGGCGUAAACUGAAUU
Anopheles merus is the source of this 3239-nucleotide messenger RNA. RefSeq names its product adhesion G protein-coupled receptor L1-like. The record is from RefSeq and is a predicted model, not a curated record. NCBI's taxonomy places the organism in Eukaryota, Metazoa, Arthropoda, Insecta, Diptera, Culicidae. Gene Ontology annotation, biological process: G protein-coupled receptor signaling pathway; cell surface receptor signaling pathway. Gene Ontology annotation, cellular component: membrane. The coding region runs from base 924 to 2156 and encodes 410 amino acids. The transcript has 8 exons. Gene Ontology annotation, molecular function: G protein-coupled receptor activity.